AUGAAUUCUGCCCAACAGCGCCCAUGGCAGAUUGGCCUCGGCAGCCUCAGAAACUAUGUCACCUGGUUCUUCAUCCUUCUCUCCAUGCUCUACAUCCUCUACUCCUCCAACCUCCUCCUCUCCGCCGACCGCCCGGACUGCCCCGUCAUAUCCGACAUCUCUGCUGAAGAAAAGCUCGAAAGCCUCAUCCCCCUAUCCAACUUCUCUUCCUCCUCCUCCACUAGCACUGCUAAUACUAAUCCCGUCAUCCCAAACCGUGACAACCAGCUGCUUCCCCGUGGUGAUCAUCAUCAAAUAUCCCAAGUCUUCGACACACAGGUCAAACACAUUGUGUUCGGGAUCGCCGCGUCUUCCAACUUGUGGGAGAAAAGAAAGCAAUACAUAAAACUAUGGUGGAGGCCUAAGGAGACUAGAGGAAUAGUUUGGCUGGACAAGCAGGUGAGGACUAGAAGAAACGAGGGGCUGCCGGAUGUUCGGAUCUCCGGGGACACCUCCAAGUUCAGGUACACCCAUAGCCAUGGAAAGAGAUCGGCCCUGAGGAUUUCGAGAGUGGUUUCGGAGACGCUGAGGCUGGGGAUGAAGGACGUGAGGUGGUUCGUAAUGGGCGAUGAUGACACCGUGUUUCUGGUGGACAAUGUGGUUAGAGUACUUUCCAAAUAUGACCACACACAGUUUUAUUAUGUGGGGAGCUCAUCCGAAAGUCAUGUUCAGAAUAUAUACUUCUCCUACGCCAUGGCCUUCGGUGGCGGUGGGUUCGCUAUAAGCUAUCCGCUGGCAAAGGAGUUGGAGAAGAUGCAGGACCGAUGCAUGCAACGGUAUCCGGGGCUGUAUGGAAGUGAUGACAGGAUUCAGGCUUGCAUGGCCGAGCUGGGGGUACCUCUUACCAAAGAAAAAGGAUUUCAUCAGUAUGAUGUGUAUGGGGACCUAUUAGGCCUUCUGGGAGCUCACCCUGUAGCUCCACUGGUCUCGCUUCACCACCUCGAUGUUGUGAGUCCAAUUUUCCCACGCAUGACCCGCAUCAAGGCACUGCAGCACCUAUUUCAAUCCAUUGAGCUCGACUCGGCGAGCGUAAUGCAGCAAUCGAUCUGCUACGACAAGAAGCGGAACUGGUCCAUCUCUGUCUCGUGGGGCUUUGUAGUUCAGAUCUUGAGGGGUGUGGUCUCUCCCAGGGAGCUUGAGAUGCCCACAAGAACAUUUCUCAAUUGGUAUCGAAGAGCAGAUUACACUGCAUAUGCAUUCAACACUAGGCCUGUGACCAAGCACCCAUGCCAGAAGCCCUUCAUUUUUUACUUGACCACUACCAAAUACGAUCGAGCUAAGAGGGAAACCAUUGGCUUUUACUCACGUCAUAGAGAAAGACACCCCUUUUGCCGAUGGAAAAUGGAGUCACCCGAUGGAAUUGAUUCCAUUGUAAUCUUUAAAAGGCCUGAUAGUCUUCGUUGGCAGAAGUCACCAAGGAGGGACUGUUGUAGAAUUUUGCCGUCACAAAAGAGCUCAACUAUGUACUUGUGGGUGGGCAAUUGCAGAGGAGGUGAGAUUAGUGAAUUGUAA
This is a messenger RNA of Malania oleifera, 1551 nucleotides long. RefSeq lists its product as uncharacterized. The record is from RefSeq and is a predicted model, not a curated record. Lineage: Eukaryota; Viridiplantae; Streptophyta; Magnoliopsida; Santalales; Ximeniaceae. Bases 1 to 1551 code for a protein of 516 amino acids. Gene Ontology annotation, molecular function: acetylglucosaminyltransferase activity. The transcript is spliced from 3 exons.